AUGGAGAUUCAAGGGAAAACCGUGCUCAUCACCGGUGGAGCCAACGGCAUCGGCUAUUGCACUGCAAGGGAAUUACUUCGAAGCGGAGCGAAGGCCGUUGCAAUCAUAGAUUUGCCUGACUCGAACGGUGAAAAUGCAGUUACAGAAUUGGAGAAAGAAUUCGGUGCGAAUCAUGCCAUUUUUCUUCUUGGAAAUGUAACAAAUGCUGAAGAACUUACAGCUUGUUUCAAAAAAGCAAUAAAAUCAUUUGGCACAUUAGACAUUGUUAUUAAUAAUGCUGGUAUUAUGAACGAUGCGGAAUGGGAGCCGAUGGUUGACGUUAAUUAUAAAGGGGUUGUACGUGGCACGAUAUUGGGCUUAAAUCAUAUGGGAAAACAUAAGGGAGGAAAAGGUGGUACUAUCGUCAAUAUGUCCUCUAUAAUCGGCUUGCAAGGCAAUCCGAUUGCGCCAAUUUACGCUGGAACAAGUUUUGCUGUCAUUGGAUUUACCUCAUCGUUACUGACUUUCUACGAGAAAACAGGCGUACGUGUAUUAUUAAUAUGUCCUGGUCUUACAAAUACUGGCUUGGCCUCCAAGUUCAUGUCAAGCAAGAUCUACGCUAUGGACUUACUCGACGAUGAGAUCGCUGCCAAAGAGAUGACGACGAUGGAAAGUCAAUCACCUGAGCAAGUGGCAACUGCUAUCGUGGAAUUAAUUGAAAAAGGAGGGAACGGUGCUGUUUUUGUCAGCGAAAACAAUCAACCUACUUAUGCCGUACAAUUACCGAUUUACACUGAUUUGAAGAUUUCGAUCGCGAUAAUGGACAACGUACAAAAUAAAACGGCGAUAGUCACGGGUGCUGGGUGUGGCAUUGGUUACUACAUUACUGAAGAUUUAUUGCGUAAAGGCGCGAAGAAAGUCGCCAUCAUCGAUUUACCGAUAGAACGUAGUUACAAAGCGAAGGUGACUUUGCAAGAAAAAUUUGGAAAAGAUCGCGUUAUCUUCUUUCCAAUCGAUCUGACAAACAUGGAAGUGUAUAGCGAAACCUUCAAGCAAGCUGUUAAAGAACUCAAUGGACUUGACAUACUUGUUAACAAUGCCGGAAUAUGUUAUGACCGUUGCAUCGAGCAAACAUUUUCUAUUAACGUUGUAGCGUUAAUUCGUGGUUCGAUGUUAGGCAUGGAUUACAUGGGGAAACAUAAAGGUGGCAAAGGAGGUACAAUAGUAAAUGUAGCGUCUUUGGCUGGCAUUUAUCCUUUCUUUUUAUGUCCAGUAUACAGUUCUUCUAAAUACGCUGUCGUCGGAUUUGGUCUGAGUCUUGAGAAAUUUUACGACAAAACUGGAGUUCGUAUUCUAACGAUAUGUCCUAGUUUCACAAUAACUGCAAUGAUGGUUGAUGACGACAAAUAUCUCGAUAUUAUCGAUCAAGAUACUGUUAAUAAGAUUGAGGAGAUAGCCAAAGAUUUUCGUGACCCUCAAUCUGCUGAGCACGUGGGACAAUCUGUAGUCGUGGCAAUUCAAAAGGGUAAAAAUGGAUCAAUUUGGCUCAUUAAGAAUAAUGAGCCACCACUUAUGGUCAAAUUACCGCCGUUCGUUGUCUCUUAGUCACAUGUAUAGACCGAAUCCCUAAAAAAUCGCACUAGCAUUAUUAUAUAAUACUGUGAGAUACUAAAUUUGUGGGAGCACCUAAUUUUCUAAGGCAAUUUCUCUCUUGUAAGCCAACCGCGCGAUCGACAUUUUGAGCUCAAAUUCCUGUCAAACAACGAACACCUAAUUCCGCGACUUGAUAUCUUUAAAUAACAUUAAAAAAGAAAUCAUCAUUUCAUACAAAAUUUGUAGGAGCACCUAAUUUUCUAA
Messenger RNA from Cyphomyrmex costatus, 1836 nucleotides. RefSeq lists its product as uncharacterized. The transcript is spliced from 14 exons. The record is from RefSeq and is a predicted model, not a curated record. NCBI's taxonomy places the organism in Eukaryota, Metazoa, Arthropoda, Insecta, Hymenoptera, Formicidae. Gene Ontology annotation, cellular component: cytoplasm. Gene Ontology annotation, molecular function: oxidoreductase activity, acting on the CH-OH group of donors, NAD or NADP as acceptor. The coding region runs from base 1 to 1584 and encodes 527 amino acids.